This is a messenger RNA of Hyla sarda, 1757 nucleotides long. Its product is annotated as gastrula zinc finger protein XlCGF71.1-like. The record is from RefSeq and is a predicted model, not a curated record. Gene Ontology annotation, molecular function: RNA polymerase II cis-regulatory region sequence-specific DNA binding; DNA-binding transcription factor activity, RNA polymerase II-specific. The transcript has a single exon. NCBI's taxonomy places the organism in Eukaryota, Metazoa, Chordata, Amphibia, Anura, Hylidae. Gene Ontology annotation, biological process: regulation of transcription by RNA polymerase II. The annotation marks the transcript as partial.
UCUUCAGAUUAUAAAGCAGAUGAUGAUAUCACACAAGAUACAUAUGAAGAACAUUCCAUUAUCCCAGAUACACCCUCAGCCCUUCACAGCCAAGAUCUGUCAUCUCAUCCUUAUAUACAGGUCCUGUCUUCUCAGUCAUCACAGGAUGUUCAGCAAAAUGAAGGUCACAGAAGGGGUGUUGGACAUCAGUGGGCUCAGAAGUCAUAUUCAUGCUCAGAAUGUUGGAAAUGUUUUACUAAGAAAUCAAGCUUUGUUGAUCAUCAAAAAAUUCACACAGGAGAGAAGCCAUUUUCAUGUUCAGAGUGUGGGAAAUGUUUUAUUAAGAAAUCACAUAUUGUUAAACAUCAAAGAAUUCACACAGGGGAAAAGCCAUUUUCGUGUGCAGAGUGUGGAAAAAGUUUUGCUGACAAAUCAAAUCUUGUUAUUCAUCAAAAAACUCACACAGGGGAGAAGCCAUUUCCAUGUUUAGAAUGUGGAAAAUGUUUUACUCAGAAAUCAAGUCUUGUUGAUCAUCAAAGAAUUCACACAGGGGAGAAACCAUUUUCAUGUUCAGAAUGUGAAAAAUGUUUUAAUAAGAAAGCAACACUUAAAAGACAUAUAAGAACUCAUAUAAGAACUCACACAGUAGAGAAGCCAAUUGAGAGCAAUAAAUGAAGCAGAUAAGACAUCUAUAUAUUAUCCAUGUACAUAGGAUAUCUGACAUUUAUACAUAUCUCAUAUACUGCAGGUGUCUCAAACUGGCGGCCCUCCAGAUGUUGCAAAACUUCAACUCCCAGCAUGCCUGUGAGGGGAGUCAGCUUGUUAUACAUUUUUAUAUAACCUUUUAUAAUAAUCCUUUAUAUGAUUAUACGCCAUUUUGUAUAUCAUCAGCCAUGUUGUCUAUAGGCCACCAUCUUGUCUAUGUUCCUUCAUUAUGAACUGAGUGUGAACUUUACCAGAAUUAUAACCAGGAAACUUGUAAACAAGAACCACAACUGCUGAGCGUACAGAAAACUCCAAGGCUACUGAGUCUGAAGACGUUCACACUUCCCGUCCUUCCUACUUAGAGAUAAGACGUCUGUUUGUAACCAGGUAUCAUUGGGCAGUUUGCCGUCCCUUCAUCUUUGCCUAUAAGAAUUCUGCUGUAUGUAGUAAACGUCAGAAGACGCUGUAUACAGAUCCCAGUCUGUGUCAUUUCUUCCAAUCUAUCAGGCCUGAUUGAUAAAACAUUUCCAAUUUGGCCUCGAACAGCAAAUGUACCUGAAGGAAUUGGUUAAAUUCCUUAACAUGGCCGACAACGGUUAUCUGCAGCCAACGGCUGUCCGGGCAUGUCCUGGCAUGCUGGGAGUUAAAGUUAUCCGACAUCUGGAGGGCCACCAGUUUGAGACCCCUGAUAUACUGCAUCUCCAAACUUGUUACCAAUUGUUAAUAAAAGUUUUCUUUCUUAUAUGAUUUAUUAUUCUUAUAUUCAUCUCCGCACACUGGACUUAUAAUAAAUGUAAUAUUGUCCCUGACGUUGUAUAUAGGGAAUGUAACGCGUCAGUGUUGUCCCCGCCCCCUUCUCAUUAUGAUUAUAGAGACUUUAAUUCAAGGCAUCAGACAGGAUCCGCGCGUCUCCCUUGAAGAUCGUCUCUUCUGAACAUAAGACGCUGCAGAUACUUUUAUUUAUCACAAACCCUAGACCAGCGUUUCCCAUCUUGACGUCUAUUUUCGGUCUCAGAUCAUAAAAUCCAUUUUUCUAUAUGAGAAGUCGUCAAUAUCUCAGCGUCCCCCGGGUU